GAACUUCAGUAGAAACCCGCAGCCUGAAUGAGCCGCACACAAGGCACAGGGCUGGUUGUUUAUAUAAAACGAUCCUGAUUUUUCUCUUUCAUUUCACGUGUACAUAUUCCAGAUUAUUUCAGAGUACCCAGGCUUGUCUAGUUCGCUUUUUGUAACGGCUCGGUUCUCACAGAAACGAGGAGAAACUUUUUUAUCGUCAUGUCAAAAUUCAGCUUCAGUUUCAGAAGAAGCGAGCGGAAGGCAUUUAAGCACAUAGCUCAUGGCUUGAUUCCUGCCGCCACCAUUGCCCCCCGACCUGCUGUCCCCCGCACCCCUCCCCCACGCAGCCCCAACCCCUCACCAGAGAGACCCAGGUCUGCUCUGGCAGCAGCCAUAUUAUCGUCCUCAUUGACGGGACGUACGGUGGCCAUCCCUCCACCUCGCCACAGAUCCUACUCUGAGAGUGACUGUUCACACACAGACAGCCAGACGGGGUUUGAGCCUUAUGCCAGCACUGCCCUCUACACCAGAGAUCAAUGGCCAGACUCUAUGGCAGGCCGACCUCGGCUGCCCUCUCCACAACCUGAUGAUGAUGAUGAUGAUGAUGAAGAAGAGGAAAUAGAAGAAAACAUAGAGAGAGAUGAAAGCCAUGUGUACCAGUCACUAGAGAGACAGAGCAGAGAUCCGGAUACCGAUGCUGUUUAUGCCACACCUCUAAAAAAGGGCUCUUCUCGCUCACAUGUGGACGAUGAUACUGACAACUCUGCGUUUGAUAUCGUCUCUCCUUUAAACACUGAAGAGGAAACAGACGUGGAGGAAGGAACAGCCAAAAAGCAACCUCCAUCGCCACUGCAGGCAAGGCCCCCAUCUCGCAGAAGCAUGGCAUCUCCAGAUCUGAAUGAAGACCUGAGCGCUCAAUCCCCAAAGUCUCUGACCACCAGCACUCCCAAGCGGAAGACCUCGAUGAUGAAGCAGAGUCCUGCCAGAGGCAGAGAGCAAGACAGCAGAUCAGAGGCGAACGAGGCAUACCGCAGUGCUGUGGAGCUUCAGCAGAAGCUGGUGCAAGAGCUGAGGGAGCACAAUCAGGCUCUGGCUGCAGAGAAGGAGGCACUAGAGAGGAGGUGCUCAGAGAAAAGCCAGCAAAUCCUGCAGCUUCAACAGCAGCUCAUGCACUCCUCUACAGAGAGGAGCCACUCUACAGGUGAAAGCUCUGAGCUGCUGAGCCUGAGGCAGCAAGCGCAGGAACUGGUGGAUGAAAAUGACGGGUUAAAGAUGACGGUACAUCGGCUCAAUGUGGAGCUCAGCAGAUACCAGGCCCGUUUCAGACCACUCACUAAGGAGGAGUGUUCUCGGAGUGGUGGCCUACCAGUGAAAGGACCAUCUCCCCCAUGGCUGCUGGAUAUGAAAUAUUUAUCACCACUAUUACUGGCUUAUGAGGACCAGCUGAUGGAGAGAGACAAAAUUCUCAAGUCCUGUGAGGAAGAAGUGAAGAUGUUGAGAGUACGCUCAGAGGAGGUGAUUCAGGAGAAUGAGAAACUUCAUGCAGAACUCGGCAAGCGAAGCAGUGUCAGUAAUAAAGAGUGGAAGCAACUGCAAGAUCAGGCACGGCUGGUGUUGGAGGAGAAUCAGGUGUUAAUAGAACAGCUGGAGCUGCAGCAUGCUAAAGCCAAGGAGACACACACUAAACACACACAGGAAGUGUGUAAGGUGUCAAAGCAGGUGAUGUUGUUGGAGGCAGAGAAGCAGGCUCUGGAAGUCGAGUUGGAGACAGUACGCAAAGAGCUUCAGGCCCUGAAGGUGGAGUUCCAGAAAACCUGUACCACACUGCAGAACUCGGUCAGCUGGGUGGAACACACCUCUACCACAGACACACUCAAACGACAGAUGGAAGAAGAGGAGAGGAUGAAGAGUGCUGAGAUAGAGGAGCUGCAGGCUCGUGUGAAUGCCCUGCAGGCUGAGAAGAGGACGCUCCUGGUGGAGAAAACUAACCUCAGCACAGAUGUCAAACACCUGGAGAACGAGCUACAGCUAGCACGCCAAGCUAAUAGAAAGGCUCAGAGGCGUAUAGAUCUUUUGAAGCAGCAGGUUGAAGACUCUUUAGAGAAGGAGCUGGUGGCUCAUCAGUACCUCACCAGUGUUGUCACACUUGCAGAGAAAACCACAUAUGAGAGGGAUCAGCUCAUGCACAUGGCCUCAUGUUUAGAGAAAGACAAGCAGGGUGUGCUCACCCGCAUCAUCGAGGGCACUGUCCGUCUCGGAAAACUGCAGGAAAAGGUCAAGGUGUUCAAGCAGCAGGCACGAGCGGGUGUGUGUGCGCUGGGCCGGCGCUUGCAGGAGCAGGAGCAGGACUUUGCAGGCAAAGCAGCGACUUUCCAGCGCGAGAUCCAGCACCUGCAGGCUCAGCUCCGAGAACGACAAGAACAACUCCACGGAGCGCUGCAGCAGAAGAGAGCAGUAGAGAAUGAGCUGGAGGUGGUGUGGGAAGCAGCUGCUAGAGAGAAUCAGCACCUGCAGAGCAUGGUGAUGGGGGUCAGCAGGGCAGACGGAUCUCUGAGUCCAGUCACUGUACCUGCUGUUCUGGGAUGCUCAGGCCUCUCCCAGGCUUGUACGCUGCGUCCACUGGACAGUCUGGACCAAGCUGACAGGCCGUCCAGCACAGCGCCCCCUCCCUUUACGUCCAGACACAAUGGCCUCCCACCUCCUGUCCAGCACAGCCCAGGGUAUGAGUCUGACAACCCCUCAUCUGAUGAGAGCCAAAAGAAUGGACUGGACUUCUACUCCUGAUGUGGUACACUAGUGAGAGUGCUUUAGUGAGCAGCAGUGUUUUUAAAUAGGCAGAAAGUAAACUCUGUACAAGGCCAAAGACUUAGCAGAUAUGAAGAUAAUGUUUUUUAUGGUAGCCAUGAUGGAUUCUGUUUCAUCCUCCAUAUUCUUUAUCUCUCUGGUUUGCUCCCUGAGGCCAUAGUGAGCUCUCCAAGUCUGCUUUAAAGGAAUGGCUCACCAACACUAAUACAUUCACAGUAACAUAAAAUACAUUUUGUUUGACAUUUUUCAUACCCAUUACAUUCAUACCCAUGUUUGCUUGGCAGUUAUUUAACAUUUAGCAUCUUCUUCCCUCAAGUACAAAAAUAAAAGCCUUGCAUGUGAUAUUUCAAAUUGAUACAAACUAGAACUUAAUUGAUAUGAAAACAAAUGAAAUGUAAUGUAUAUCACUACUGAUUGUAAGGAGAUUAAAAUCAAGGGUAACACUUUAUUUGUAUGCUACUUACAUAGGUACUACAUAAUGCACAAGUUCUGAAUAACAUAUUUAUGAAGCGACAUUUGAGUAUAUAUGACCAGCCUAUGUUAAUAACCACAAGAUGACUCAAGACGUUCUAUUAAGUAAAUGGCAUUGCACUGACAGAAGGGACUGUAAACUAAAGUGGUAGACAGUUAUUCCAUUUACAACAAUGUUAUGAAGCAGCAUUCCCCAGUAAUAGAGCUUAGAAGGAUGGUCUGGCAUGGAUACUCAAGUAUUGUUUUAUAAAUACAUUAUUCAAUGCUUAUGCAUGUGU
This is a messenger RNA of Colossoma macropomum (tambaqui), 3533 nucleotides long. It is a transcript of the gene cep89, whose product is annotated as centrosomal protein 89. Gene Ontology annotation, cellular component: ciliary transition fiber; centriole. The record is from RefSeq and is a predicted model, not a curated record. The transcript has 20 exons. Lineage: Eukaryota; Metazoa; Chordata; Actinopteri; Characiformes; Serrasalmidae. The coding region runs from base 199 to 2763 and encodes 854 amino acids. Gene Ontology annotation, biological process: chemical synaptic transmission; cilium assembly; mitochondrion organization.